AGAGAGGGACGCAUCUUUCCUGCUUUAUCACUCCGUCCAUCUCCUCCUCGCGUGCGGUGCGCUCUCGUGCUCUCCUCUUCUUCUUCUCUUCUGCUUUUCUCUUCUGUCAGCUGCAAACAUGCGCGAGAUCGUGCACCUGCAAGCCGGACAGUGCGGCAACCAGAUCGGAGCAAAGUUCUGGGAGGUGAUCAGUGAUGAGCACGGUAUCGACCCGACCGGGUCGUAUCACGGAGACAGCGACCUGCAGCUGGACAGAAUCAGCGUUUACUAUAAUGAGGCUUCAGGUGGGAAGUACGUACCCCGUGCCAUCCUCGUGGACCUGGAGCCCGGCACCAUGGACUCCGUCCGCUCCGGCCCCUUCGGACAGAUCUUCAGACCUGACAACUUUGUGUUUGGACAAAGUGGUGCUGGAAACAACUGGGCCAAGGGCCACUACACUGAGGGGGCGGAGCUUGUCGACUCUGUACUGGAUGUGGUGCGUAAGGAGGCAGAGAGCUGCGACUGCCUGCAGGGUUUCCAGCUCACUCACUCUCUGGGUGGCGGCACCGGGUCAGGCAUGGGCACACUGCUUAUUAGCAAAAUCCGCGAGGAGUAUCCCGACCGCAUCAUGAACACCUUCAGCGUGGUGCCCUCGCCCAAAGUGUCCGACACCGUGGUGGAGCCCUACAACGCUACGCUGUCCGUGCACCAGCUGGUAGAGAACACUGACGAGACCUACUGCAUUGACAACGAGGCACUCUACGACAUCUGCUUCCGCACGCUGAAGCUGACCACGCCCACUUACGGCGAUCUGAACCACCUGGUCUCGGCCACCAUGAGCGGCGUCACGACCUGCCUGCGUUUCCCCGGGCAGCUUAAUGCAGACUUGCGCAAGCUAGCCGUCAACAUGGUGCCCUUCCCACGUCUGCAUUUCUUCAUGCCCGGGUUUGCUCCUCUGACCAGCAGGGGGAGCCAGCAGUACCGUGCUCUGUCUGUACCUGAGCUCACGCAGCAAAUGUUUGAUGCCAAGAACAUGAUGGCGGCCUGCGACCCGCGCCACGGCCGCUACCUCACCGUGGCUGCUGUCUUCCGUGGCCGCAUGUCCAUGAAGGAGGUGGAUGAGCAGAUGCUCAACGUGCAGAACAAGAACAGCAGCUAUUUCGUCGAGUGGAUCCCCAACAACGUCAAGACGGCCGUCUGCGACAUUCCACCACGUGGCCUCAAGAUGGCCGCCACAUUCAUCGGCAACAGUACAGCCAUCCAGGAGCUGUUCAAGCGCAUUUCUGAGCAGUUCACUGCUAUGUUCAGGCGCAAGGCUUUCCUGCACUGGUACACCGGAGAGGGCAUGGACGAGAUGGAGUUCACCGAGGCUGAGAGCAACAUGAACGACCUCGUCUCCGAGUACCAGCAGUACCAGGACGCCACCGCUGAGGAGGGCGAGUUCGAGGAGGAGGGCGAAGAGGAGGUCGCCUAGAUCCAAACAAUACCCCCUUACCCCUUUCCAUCUGUAUCUCAUUUCAGGUGUUCACAAAAUAAUUGAUCAUUUUUGUCACGUCUCCAGCCACUGUCAUGGUUGAUACAGCUGUGAUUAAUCAUGCAAUUUAUUUAUUUUUGGUCCAUUUAUCUUUCUGGUUUUGUACAUUGUGUGUGAGUUCACUGCAUCAGCUCCAGAUGUUUUAUCAACUGUGAAGCCUUCAGAUGUGUGAUUCACUGAAACCCAUUUCAAAAUCUGAAUAAAGGCUAAUUCUAC
Messenger RNA from Clarias gariepinus (North African catfish), 1729 nucleotides. It is a transcript of the gene tubb4bl, whose product is annotated as tubulin, beta 4B class IVb-like. Gene Ontology annotation, biological process: microtubule cytoskeleton organization; mitotic cell cycle. The transcript is spliced from 4 exons. Lineage: Eukaryota; Metazoa; Chordata; Actinopteri; Siluriformes; Clariidae. The coding region runs from base 119 to 1453 and encodes 444 amino acids. Gene Ontology annotation, cellular component: microtubule; cytoplasm. The record is from RefSeq and is a predicted model, not a curated record. Gene Ontology annotation, molecular function: GTP binding; GTPase activity; structural constituent of cytoskeleton.